AUGUGUUGGUGCUCGUCGUGUCCACAAGGGGCCGCUGUGUGCGUCUGUCUGCAUCCGAAUGCAAAAGACACUGUGACUGAUCCUGUCCUGAGAUCAGGACAGACGUGGAGGACCAUGAUGCCAACUCUGAGAACUCUUCUGUUUCUGGGACUGUGGCAUUCCACAAGGAGAAGUUUGGCUUCCGCCCCACAGUUUGGGAAUCAACCCAAAAAGAUCGCUGUUGUCGGAGCGGGGAUCGGGGGCUCGGCUGCAGCGUAUUACCUGAGGCAGGAGUUUGGUCCUGGGGUUCAGAUCGAUGUGUUUGAGCCUGGAGAGAUUGGGGGACGUCUGAGCACUGUCCGGAUGGGAGACCAUGAGUAUGAGGUGGGAGGGGCCAUCAUACACCCCCUUAAUCUCCACAUGAAACACUUUGUGGACACAUUAGGGAUUCCUCCUCGUGAAGCUGUUUCUUCUAAGAUGGCGAUCUUUGACGGAGAGCAGCUGAUCUUUGAGGAGAGCGACUGGUUCUUCAUAAACAUGCUGCGUUUGCUUUGGAGAUACGGCUUCAACAUGAUCCGCCUCCAGCUCUGGGUCGAGAGCAUUCUGGACAAGUUCAUGAGGAUCUACCAGUACCAGCAGUUCGGGUACUCCUUCACCAGCGUGGACAGACUGCUUCAUGCCAUGGGGGGAGAGCACUUCCUGAGUCUGAAGAACCAGACGCUGCAGGAGGCCAUGAUCUCAGAGGGUUUCUCUCAGACCUUCAUCAACGACCUGGUGGAGCCCGUGACUCGGGUCAACUACGGCCAGAACGUCCGCAUCCACGGCUUUGUGGGUGCAGUAGCAUUAGCCGGAGCAGGCCCUGGGCUGUGGGCAGUGGAUGGAGGGAAUAAAAGAGUCUGCUCUGGUUUGUUGUACAACAGUAAAAGUGUCGUGAUCAAAGAGAGAGUGACGUCUGUGUCUCUGAAGCUGCGGCCGUCCAAGUCAGGUGCUGCCGGCAGCUUCUAUGAGGUGAACUCUGUGGGGGAGGGCGGAGCCUCCCACUCCUUGUAUGACAUCGUAAUAAUUGCGACCCCACUGCAUUCUGGGAUGUCUGACAUCAGCUUCUCAGGGUUCUCGCCCUCCGUCCCCUCACACUUCCCCGGACGCUUCCACCAGACGGUGUCCACUCUGGUGCACGGGCGCCUGAACGUGUCCUUUCUGGGCUGCAGCUCCUCAGAGUUCAGGGUCUCAGAGGUCCUUACCACUGCCUCAGAACGCUCCCUCAGCUCCCUCAACGCCCUGGACCCUGUGCACGUCCCGCCUGGAUACAGACGACCUCCUGGAGACCAGCAGAAGGUCUGGAAAGUGUUCUCCUCAGAGCCACUGACGCAGCAGCAGCUGCAGAGCAUGUUCCUGUCCUGGGACUCCAAGUCCGAGACUCGCUGGUUAGCUUAUCCCUCAUACUCCGCUCUGCAGAGGAAGCCCCCCCCCUUCAUCCUGCAUGAGCGUGUGUACUACCUCAACGCCUUGGAGUGGGCCGCCAGCGCCAUGGAGAUGAGCGCCAUCUCCGCCAGGAACGUGGCGUUACUCGCUCAUCACCGCUGGCACCAACAGAGCGGGAAGGUGGACCAGGAAGACCUCCACAUGCGUCUACGAGGAGAGCUCUGA
This is a messenger RNA of Knipowitschia caucasica, 1626 nucleotides long. NCBI's taxonomy places the organism in Eukaryota, Metazoa, Chordata, Actinopteri, Gobiiformes, Gobiidae. The record is from the annotation of a GenBank genome assembly.